CUGUCCUGAUCUCUUCUAGCUGGUGGGGCUGCUGCUGAUUGGCGUGGCCGCCUGGGGCAAGGGCUUUGACAUUGUCUCCAGCAUUCGCAUCAUCGGCGGCGUCCUCGCUGUGGGCAUCUUCCUGCUGCUUAUUGCUGUCGUGGGCCUGGUCGGUGCCGUCCACCACCACCAGGUCCUGCUCUUCUUUUACAUGAUCAUCCUGGGCCUCGUCUUCAUCUUCCAGUUUGGCAUCUCCUGCUCGUGCCUGGCGCUGAACCGGAGCCGGCAGGAGAGCCUCUUCAACACCACUUGGCACCUGCUGAGCAACCAGACACGGCAGAGCGUGGAGGAAAGCUUGGACUGCUGCGGGCUCUUCAACGACACCAGGGACCCGGACACCCUCUGCACUUUCCAGACUGAUCUCAGCCUCUGCCACGCAAAAUGUGUCGGCUCUCGGGAGCAGGGUGUUGUCUGCCUCACCUGUGGGGAGAAGAUGCUCAAACACUCGGACGAGGCCCUCAAGAUCUUGGGGGGUGUUGGGCUCUUCUUCAGCUUCACGGAGAUCCUGGGUGUGUGGCUUGCCAUGCGGUACCGCAACCAGAAGGACCCCCGAGCCAACCCCAGCGCCUUCUUGUAGGCCGAUCUUGCCCCCUGCGUGCCCCCCUGCCCCUCGCCAUAGCUGCUAGGAAGGGGCGCCCGGCUCUGCCCAUCGUGUGGGGCCUCUGCCAGGGUCCCAAGCUGCCGAGUGCGGCCCCGGCUGCGGUAUGAAGCCUUCGGUAACUGGCAGAGAUGUCCCAGGCUUGAAGUGGGGGCUAGGGGGUCUGAGUGGAGAUGGGGUCUUGUUGUCAGUGAGCUAGGCAAGUGGCGUCACUGGCAGCCAAGCGUCAUCUCAAGCCUGGGACUGGGCCCUGCCCGAGUCCAUGACCUCUGACCCUUGGCUUUUGCCCCCAUCACCCUGCCCACCAGCUCCAGCCUGGCAAGGGGCUGCACUGGCUGAGCCUGGUGCAGGGGACUAGGACACCCCCUUCCUUCUCUCCCCAGCCCUGCCAUCUCCUGGUCCCCCGCCCUGCCCCUUGGCACCUGUUUCUGGGCAGAGCAGACAAAGCCUUAGGUUUGGCCCAAAUGGGCAGGUGGCAUCCCCCCACCCCCUGUCCAAGUCUCCCAGCAGCCAGCUCUACCCAUCUCGGGGGCUGAGGAGCUGCAGAACAUGGUAUGGAUGUGCUCAAGUCCCAGCAGGUGUCCCCUUUUCCCCCCCUGAAGUACUGAUGGGGGGGGAAAGGGGGGUACUCCCUGCUCCUUCCUCUGUCUGGUGGGAUGUAGGCAGUGCUUAGCCCAGGGAGAUGCCCGCUGUUCCCCCGUGGUGUCAUGCGGCCUUAGAAGCCAUGUCCUGAGCUGCCACAGGGUAGCAGGGAACUUAUGCUGUGGCCUGGGGGGGGGAAGGUGCUGGGCUCUAAGCUUGACCCAACUGCUAACACUGGGCAUGGCCCUAAGCCAGGCAGGAGCAGGGGGAGCCUGCCUCCCAGCUUGCAGGUUCCUGGCAUGAAAUGGGGACCUGGACCUGACCCCCACCCCCACCCCUGGACACUCAGGGCACCAGAGCAGGCUGGGGAGGUGUGGUGGGGUUGGGGGGGCUCCGCACUGUGUGUCUAUCAACACUGCUGUAGAUUGGGUACCUUGUCACGGCCCCUUGGAAAUAAACACCUGAUUGCCAA
Molecule: messenger RNA, 1691 nt
Organism: Alligator sinensis (Chinese alligator)
Lineage: Eukaryota; Metazoa; Chordata; Crocodylia; Alligatoridae
Gene: TSPAN31
Product: tetraspanin 31
Exons: 5
Coding region: 191-616 (141 amino acids)
Source: RefSeq, a predicted model, not a curated record